AUGAUACGGUCGUCUAUUUUGGAGGAGUCUGGCGUUCCUGAUUCUAAUGAGCAAGAGAAGGUUGUGUCUAAUAUACAAGGAAAACAAAACACACCCUUUCUAGAUUUGAACACGCACCCUCCUGUUGAUGAAACAGCCCCUGUAGAUGACUCAUACCAUGCUGGUCAACCAAGUUAUCCGACGCAACAAGGGUAUCCGGAUUAUAGAUACGGGUGUGAAUACUCUUACGGAGGAGACAGUGGAUAUGGAGGAAACGGUGGAUACAGAGGAGACGGUGGAUACGGAGGAGACGGUGUAUACGGAGGAAACGGUGGAUACGGAGGAGACGGUGAAUACGGAGGAGACAGUGGAUAUGGUGGAUACAGUGGAUAA
This is a messenger RNA of Helianthus annuus (common sunflower), 372 nucleotides long. Its product is annotated as glycine-rich protein 2-like. Lineage: Eukaryota; Viridiplantae; Streptophyta; Magnoliopsida; Asterales; Asteraceae. The transcript has a single exon. The coding region runs from base 1 to 372 and encodes 123 amino acids. The record is from RefSeq and is a predicted model, not a curated record.